AUGAUUCUUUUCCUGGAUAUUCCGAAUAAUUUCUCUCUUGUCAGUGUUGAUUACUCUUCUAGGGGUGGGAUAAUAAUCCUAUUUCUUUUCUUUUUUUUUUCUUUUUCACACUCUUUCUUUCCUCUUCUUUUUUUUCUUUUUCAUCUAUUCACUUUUUCUUUUUUCCUUUUCCUCUCUUUUUUCUCUCCUUUUUCUUCUCUUUUUUUCUCUCCUUUUUCUUCUCUUUUUUCUCUCCUUUUUCUUCUCUUUUUUCUCUCCUUUUUCUUCUCUUUUUUUCUCUCUUUUUUAUCUCCUUUUUCUUCUCUUUUUUUCCUUUUCUUUUUCUCUUUUUUCCUAUUCUUUUUCUCUUCUAGGACGAGGAUAAUAGUCUUACUCUUCUCUUAUUUUUCUUUUUCUCCUUUUUCAUCUAUUUUCUUUUUAAAUUUUUACUCUUUUCUUUUUCAUAACUUUUUUUUCAUCCAUUUUCCUUUUCUUCCUUUUCCUCCCUUCGUUUCCUUUUUCUCUUUUUCCUUUUCCUCUUUUUUCUUCUCUUUUCCUCUUUUUCUUUUCCUUAUCUUUUUCCUUUUGAUUUUUCUUUCCUUCCUUCUUUCUGUUUUCCAUUUCUCUCUUUUAAUUUUAUAUUUUCUUUCUUAA
This is a messenger RNA of Acanthosepion pharaonis, 633 nucleotides long. The record is from the annotation of a GenBank genome assembly. NCBI's taxonomy places the organism in Eukaryota, Metazoa, Mollusca, Cephalopoda, Sepiida, Sepiidae.